Chilo suppressalis (striped riceborer) is the source of this 1470-nucleotide messenger RNA. The record is from the annotation of a GenBank genome assembly. NCBI's taxonomy places the organism in Eukaryota, Metazoa, Arthropoda, Insecta, Lepidoptera, Crambidae.
AUGCAGCAAUUACCUUUGGCGUGUUUUUUAUCACUGAUACGUCCCCCAGGAGUGGCCUUCGAAGAUGGCUACCUCCAGAUCCUGCCGGUCGACAAGGCCAAGUGUCCGUUCGUGAAAGACUCAAACGAUAUCACCUUCAGACUGUACACGAGGCACAAUCCCAUAAUGUUCCAAGAGCUGAAGAUUGACGAUGACGAGAGCCUAUUCGCGUCGCACAUCAACUUCCAUGACCCGACCGUCAUCUACUUCUCUGCGUUUCUAGAACAACCUGAUGACGGCAGUGGACUGCAAGUCAGAGAAGCCUACAUGUUACGCGGCGACACCAACUUCAUAAUCCUGGACUUGAGCCGCUUGGAAGCCGGCCCCUGGUACUUCACGGCGGCUGAGAACACUUGGUAUAUUGGCAACUUCGCUGCAAAGUUCAUAGACUACUUGGUCUCAAGGGGAUUGGAUUUGAAAAAGACACAUCUAAUAGGACACAGUUUGGGGGCACAGUCCGCGGGGGUCGCCGGAUCUGCACUAAAAUCAGGUCGUGUAUCCCGUAUCACUGGACUGGACCCCGCGUUCCCGCUGUUCGACAAGCUGCCCUUGAGUCAAAGACUAGACCCGUCUGAUGCGGAAUUCGUUGAUGUCAUACACACAGACGCUGGGAUAUUCGGUUACAACCGACCCACUGGGCACGUGGAUUUCUACCCGAACGGUGGUAUCAGUCCUCAACCAGGCUGCGAACUGGAGAUAGUGCUUCACGAACAGAGGUUAUUGAACAAAUGUGAUGGCACCGCACAACCGCACGGCUAUUACUCAUUCACACUGGACGUGAAGAAUAAAACGAACAAUUUCGAAGAGAGACUGACACAAUACUUUAACCACAUCGACGAAUUAAAGUCAAACUCGGACAAAGACGACAUUAAAACAACUAUAAAAGUUAAUACAGAAAACACCAAAGAAGUAACAAUAGAAACGCAGAAACACAAAUUCGAUAAACAUGACAAACGAAACAAAACUCGUAAAACAUCUAAUAACAAAGAAAGACAUGUACAAAAACAUAUUGAUGCUGAAUUUGAAACACUCGAAAAACUAAAUAAAGAAUCCAAUAACUUUAAAAGAGAAAAACGCAUUACUCUUGAUAACGUUAAAUUUAUCAGUGACGAUAUUUCAAAAUUUAAUGACGAAGUAACCAGAAAUAGUGAUACUAAACCCCACAAACGAGAAAAGAGGUUCAUAUCCUUUUUUAGAAACGACAAUGAUGAGAAUUUCUUGUUGAAAAUGCUAGAUUUUCUGGUGAAGAACAGAAAGAAUGUACUACCAGUUGUGACUGUUAUGAGGGAGAUUAAUACUUUAGUUAAAAAUGCGAACGGUGAAUUGAGUCAUUUUACGAAAGAAAGGAACAACUAUAUAGCAAAGGGGGUAGAUUGUCCAUCACUGGGAGCGGAUAAUGAGAGCCCGUGGAACGUACUUCCUGAUGACUAA